AUGCGCCUCUUUCUCGUGCCCGUCUCGACGCGGCGCACGCUGCUCUACGCGCAGCGCCUGCGCAUCACGACCAAGGAUGCGGCCGCGGCAUCGCUGCUCGACAAGGGCGUCGCCUUUGCGGCGCGCACGUGGGCCGGCUGGGAGAAGCGCGACAAGGGCUGGCAGCGCAAGGUGGUCGACUACGGCAACUACGCGUUUCGCCGGAUCCCGUUUGCCGAAUGGGGCCUCAAGUCGGUCCCGCCGCUGUCGGCCCGCCGCCGCGCCGAGGAGCUCCAGGGCGACGGCAAGGUCGAGCUCGUCUUUCCCGCGUCGGUCAUUCCCGCGGCGCACGUCGAGUCGGUCGCCCAGCGGCUCGCGACGGAGCGCCAGGCGAUUCACCGCCGGCAGAUGAUGUGGUGCUUUGUCGGCAUGCCCAUUACCCUCCCGUUUGCGCUUGUCCCUGUAAUACCAAACCUGCCCUUCUUUUACCUCGUGUACCGCGCCUUCUCCAACUGGCGCGCCAUAGCCGGCGGCAAGCACGUCCAGUGGCUGAUUGAGAAGAAGCUGCUGCUGCCCUCGCCGUCCAAGGCGCUCGACCUGGUGUACGCGCAGUCGCCUGCGGCCAAGAACAUGGAUGCCGCCGGCAAGGAGGAGAUUUUCCUGACGCACACGCAGAUUCGCACGUGCACGGACACGCUCGACAUUCCGGAGCUGGAAACGGAGCUGGAGAGGGCUGUCUGGCAAAUCGAAGAAGAGUUGAAAAAGGAGGAGCAGAAGAAGCAGGAAGCGGAGGCGUCUUCGCCCGGCAAAAAGAGAGACGAUGCAUCGACGACGACCGACGACAAGAAGAAUCAGUAA
This is a messenger RNA of Cordyceps militaris CM01, 837 nucleotides long. RefSeq lists its product as uncharacterized. Bases 1 to 837 code for a protein of 278 amino acids. Gene Ontology annotation, biological process: potassium ion transport; proton transmembrane transport. The transcript is spliced from 2 exons. Gene Ontology annotation, cellular component: mitochondrial inner membrane. Lineage: Eukaryota; Fungi; Ascomycota; Sordariomycetes; Hypocreales; Cordycipitaceae. The record is from RefSeq and is a predicted model, not a curated record.